GCUGGCGUGCAUGCCACAGAGAGGACUUACUGGGGACAAGACAAGAGGAAGAUCAAGAGUAAUAAUAUUGGGGAUCUCCUGGCACCCCGGGGAGCACAUUCUUCCUCACACAUCUUUCCUGGAAGAUCAGAAUAAAGACAUGGAUUUGAAGGAAGCAUGAGAUGUGGAGACACUAACGCUCAUCUGCCCAAGCCAAGCUACCGAGAGACCAGAUCCCGCCACCCAGCCCAGCCUUCCUGGGGAUGGAGCUGAACUACACGUACCUGCCACCCACACAGCCCACGCCAGCGGACGAUGGAGAUUACAAAUGUGUGAUAGAUGUCUCUGAUGUGGCCCUGGACGGUGCCACACUGCUCAUCUGCCUGUGCGGACUGGUGGGGAAUGGCCCCGUCCUCUGGCCCCUCGGCUUCCGCAUCCGCAGGAAUCCUGUCACCGUUUACAUCCUCAACCUGGCCUUUGCAGACUUCACCUUCCUCCUCUUCAUGCUCACCUCCGCCCUGUUAUACAUCGUGGAGAAUGUCUCCUGUUCCACUUUAGAGCUCCUGAACUAUCUGAGGCCACUUUUCCUGCUGUCUCUCUUUGCCUACAACAUGGGCUUAUAUCUCCUGGCAGCCAUCAGCAUUGAGAGGUGUGCAUCCGUCCUGUGCCCACUCUGGUAUCGCUGCCGCCGCCCUAAGCGCUUGUCAGCCAUUGUGUGUGCCCUUCUCUGGGCUCUCUCCAUCUCUGUAAUUGCUACAGUGACUUUUCUCUGCAUAUCUCACCACCAUGAGCACUGCCAGCUGGCUCUCAUCUCCAUGUAUGUCCUUAAUUUCCUCAUCUUUGCUCCACCCAUGGUCCUCUUCAGCACAGUCCUGUUCAUUAAGGUCCAAUGUGGGUCACAGCAACAUCACCUUGGGAAGCUCUACAUCGUUAUCUUCCUCACAGUCCUCUUCUUCCUCCUCUUUGCUCUUCCCCUCAGCAUCUGGAACUUCUUACAGCAGUUUAACUAUGUCGCCGGGCAGUCCCAGAUUGUUUUCUUGCUAGCCUGUAUCAACAGCAGCAUCAACCCAUUUAUCUACUUCCUGGUGGGGAGCUACAAGAGGCAUUGCUCCUUGGUCUCUUUGAAGGUUGCCUUCCAGAGGGUCUUUGAGGAGUUGGGAGAUAAUGCAGCAUGUAGUGAGGAUACUACAAUGGACACACUAGCCUCAGUCUGUUAAAAGCCUUUCCACUGUUCUGCUUCAUGCCCCCUGGACAAAGGAUGAGGGUUUUCUUCGGUAACUGGAUUAAAUAAAUUCGUCUAUAUUAAUUCCCCUAAAGUCACCCAUCAGCAGUGCAAUUGCGUUCCCUAGAAGAAAUCAGGGCUGGGCUAUGUAGAAGAUUGAUAUGGGGAAAGAAGCUCUAUGGGGAGAAAGUGUGUUGGUGCACAGCAUUUGCAUCCCCAUCAGCCCACACCAGUUCCAAAAGUACUAUUCCCCCGCUAACAGAAAUAUGCCAAAGAGGACCAUGUUCCCAUCUCACACACUAUCAAAUAAUCCAGCGUCUGCUGACUGGGGUGGACAUUGCAUUUGGGAAACCCUGACCCAUAUUCAGACUAGAGGGUAAAACAUAGUCAAUAUCCUGAGCUCUUCUCCCCCAUCUCACCUCCAACCUGACACAGGUUGUCCCAAGUUCUGCUCCCCUUCUAUUUCUAGAAAUGCUGAUUGGGGAGGAUGGAGGGGUCAUCACCCCCUCACAGACACUCUGCCGAUGCCUCUCAGCCCUUCCCUCGCAUGGAUACUCC
Messenger RNA from Struthio camelus australis, 1759 nucleotides. Its product is annotated as mas-related G-protein coupled receptor member H-like. The record is from RefSeq and is a predicted model, not a curated record. Gene Ontology annotation, cellular component: membrane. Gene Ontology annotation, molecular function: G protein-coupled receptor activity. Gene Ontology annotation, biological process: G protein-coupled receptor signaling pathway. NCBI's taxonomy places the organism in Eukaryota, Metazoa, Chordata, Aves, Struthioniformes, Struthionidae.